Molecule: messenger RNA, 666 nt
Organism: Erigeron canadensis
Lineage: Eukaryota; Viridiplantae; Streptophyta; Magnoliopsida; Asterales; Asteraceae
Exons: 3
Coding region: 128-565 (145 amino acids)
Biological process (GO): NADH dehydrogenase complex (plastoquinone) assembly
Source: RefSeq, a predicted model, not a curated record
UCAAGGACUUGAAGAGGCAGAAGUUCAGCUGACCUCUCAAAAUUCCAUCCCCAGUUGUUUACCUAUCAUCUCCAAAAACAAAACAAAAAAACACUAUUCAUUUAAACAACAAUCAGCAACAAUAACAAUGACAAUAGCAAUGGCUUCAUCACUUCAGAUAUUAGUAAAGAAGAAUCCGCUAUCAUCUUCAGCACUCUCAUUAAGCAGCAAUUCAUUUUCCAAUACAAACAACAACAAGCAGGUCUGCAUCCGAAUUAAUCAGAAGUUUGUUGGAAGAAUCAAGUCUGAAUCAAAAGAGCCACCAGCUGAGUCAGCCCUCACACCAAAAGCUUCUACAUCACUACAGAUAGGCUCACCAGUUAUCAUAGUGGAAGCUCCUCAAAUGUUAAAGACUGCGGCUUCUAUGCCCUGUCUCAGAGUCAAUUCUGGCUUAGUCAAAGCCGGCGACGUUGGCAGGAUUAUGUCAAGGAAGCCAAUGGAUGUAUGGGCAGUUCGUCUGACCAUUGGUACUUAUCUCAUAGACGGAAAGUAUUUCAAGCCCUUGCAGUUAGACGAGGAUAACUAAUCAUUUCUUUUUUACAAAAGGAUAAUACCUCAUAAUGUAUAUGAUAUAAAACCAAAAAUGAGAUUGUUAUAUAUGAUGAGAUCCUUACACUUGUUAUAGAA